UAUUGAUCAUUAAGGAACUUUCAGUGUCUGGGUAUAAGCAACAUGAUGCUUUAGUUUAAAAACUGGAUUCUUAAUUUCCUUUGGCAUUGUUUCCUGCAAGCAGGGAACACCUGAAAACGGACGCCAUAUAAUCGAAUAUCAGAAUUUGCAAAUGUUUAUCGGCCAAGGUGUUUUGUUUUCAUACUAUUGUCUUGAUUUAGCCGCAAUCAACAUACUCGACAUCUUCAAUCUAGCUGAACGGAAAAGCCACGGGAAAAAAAUUGCCGAACACGCAAUUGCUCACUGCGUAUUUCGCGUAGAACUAUAUCGAUGUUAUCUUUGCUCAACGCAUAAUUAGUCUAACAAAAAAUAAAAGAUUGCCGAUUAAUAUCUAUCAUUUUGCAUGAAAUAUCUCCUAAAAGAGUGAUACGCAGUUUAUCUCUUUAGGGCGCAAUAAGAAAUGAUUAGUUUUUUCUUCAAAUACAUUAUUCAUGUUGGAGCUCUGGGCAUUUCAUUUAAUGCAAACUAUGAUAAUUAUGUUCUGUUUGUAGUGUAUUAUUUUUUGACAGGAUGUUAGUGAGUCUGUCUUGUGAUUCGCCGACAGUCACCUCUUGGUGUCGGCGUGUGUAGGCUCCGUUGGUAUCUCGCAUAUCUAUUUUCCGAGAACAAUCCGCAAAGAUCAGUUGCCUGUAAGACACUGACCUUGAGCCCACCAGCCGGUAUGAACAGCUCAACAGCCAACGGUUCCAUCGGACCCACCUUGUGCUACACGUUAGAGUGUACUUUUACCAAAGGAGAACGCAACUUUAUCGUCUUCUCGCUGUUUUUCAUUGUGGCGAUAUCACUUCUUGGCAAUAUUCCCAUUCUGAUUGCCACUCUGUUUUCUUCCAAGCGCCGGAAUUCCUCCAACUUGUCGACUCUCAAUCUAGUCGUAUCAGAUCUACUUAUCACAAUAUUUUGCAUACCCUUCGUAACUUUGGAUUUGUACGUUUUUGACCAUAACUGGAUCUUCGGCCCAACGAUGUGCCGUCUAGUAACCUUUGUACAGAAUACUGCAGUCCUAGCGUCCUUGAUGAAUCUUUUGACCAUAACAUUCGAGAAGUUCCUCGCGGUGCGGUUUCCGUUUAAUGUUCGGCUCCGAAAGAAGUUGGUGUGCCACUUUAUGCCUGUCGCGUGGAUCAUAGCAAUAGCAGAUUCAAUUUUUUACGUCCGGUUCAAAAAAAUGAAAAAAUUUGGCGACAACUUUCGUUGCUCGGAGGUCUGGCCAGAUUCUGAAACAUUCCGAAAUGCAACUAUAGCGAAGCUAGCGAUCUUUUUUGGUUCUUUAAUGCUGAUUUCCAUUUUCCAUUCGAUAACAAUUUACACACUUGUGAAAAGAAAGAGAAGCUUCCAUCUUCAACUGCACAGAAGUGAAAGGGAUUCUUUCAGGAGAGUUCUUAGUAAGCACAAACGACAAAGAAAAGCCGUGAAGAUUAUCUUACUGAACUUGAUUGCCAUAAUUAUCUGCUGGGCGCCGAUUUAUAUUUUCUUGUUUCUCUUCACAUUUGUCUUUUCCGGAAAAUUUAGCCCGACAAGUGUGAACAUUGGUUACACCGUCUGUGUUUGGCUAUUGUUCAGUCACUGUUCUGCUUCUCCUUUAAUCUACUUCUUUAUGACGCAAAAAGGUAAAGAAACCAUCGCCCUGUGUUCCCUUUGCCUCAGAACCUGCAGGCUUCAGGGAAAAAGCUCUAACAUGGGAGCCCUGCUGCUCGACAGUUCAAACAACCAAGGAGGAAGUGUUAGAACGACAGGAAGAUAUUCAAGCUGGCGAAGAAGUUCCACACCGGGGGCCGAAACUCGGUUGUAAUUAAUUACCGCGGCCAAGUUGUAAACCUGCGCUCAUAAAAAUGGUGAUGAUUCGCCGUCGAAUGCUCGCCCUAACCGGCGUCUGAGCAGAUUGUUUAAACGUCCAUUUGAUCGAAAACCGCAAGAAAUUGCAACACUGGUUUUACAAUCUAGAUCUGUGGAUGACAUUGUCAAGCCUGAAGGCGCUAUCAGUAAACCCACAGGAGACCUGUAUUCCGCUAAUAUAUUGCUUACUUCGAGAAUCCUGUCGAAAGAUUUCAAGACCCAAAACUCAGGAUUCAGAAUUAUGAAAAUGUGCAAUGUUUAUUAAUCAUGGUGUAACGUCUUAAUAUAAAUCUUUCAAGAGUAAAUAACGCAGAGAAGCAAGUAACAGGUAAUGAUGGCAAAGAAUAGUCGUCUGUUAAUUCCCGGUGGAGCUAAACAAUAAUAGGUAUGCUCGUCCUACAAUUUUAGAAAAACGCCUUUAUCGUACUGGAAUUUAAAUUCUUAGGUGUGACUCGUGUUCAUUUUUAUCCUAAGAGAUACUAGAUGUAGAGUUUCUUCAAUCAUUGAUAAGUAAUAUGUGUCAUCUGUCGGUUAAGAACCAGAUUCUGGAGAAAGGAAGUUAUUAAUGUCAACUUCAGUUCUUGAGAACUAGGUCCUGUUAAUUAAGACCUACUUUGAAAUCGUUCCGGCUUAAACUGGAAAUGAAACUAAGGACAGAACUGAACACUGUAAAUGUCUCGUUCAGCGAUAUCAAAACAAGAUUUUCCACGCCGUAACAUUUAGCUACGUCAAGCAUGCCCUUCAGUGCACCUCCCCCGCCGCCUGCCGGAAUUAUUUCUGUCUCGUUUGGCUCUUCGAGCUCUUUCAAGAGUUUCUUCCUUAUAUAUAUAUCUUAAUUAAUUGGCAAACAUGCAUUGUCUUGGCCAUUAUGGCGUUUAGUUUUCUCCCUUUUUCGCUAAUUUUUGUUUAAUGUUUGUUUUUAUUUCAAUCCGCGAUUGGUUGGAAAUCGUUUGUGCCGUUUGUAAAAUAACCGAAAUAAUGUUGUUAACAGUCUACCGAGGAAAACCUAAUGUUAUCGGUUUUCGAUCCACUAUCUUUAUGUAAGUCUGAAAACAGAAAUCGAAAAAUGCAUUGUAAAAACUUGUAGUAAGCCAGUAACAUAAGAUACCUCUUACUCCUGAAUUAGAAUGACAUGUAUGAAAAAUGUGUAGACAACUUGGUGUAAGGGAAAUAAAGGUUUUAACUUAUCUUGAUCGCUAACUCAAGCUGUGCAAAUUUCUUCAGCCAAUUUCAGUGGUAAAUGUAUAAAUGUACAAUCAGAUAAAAGCAAGCAAUUAAUUACUGGAGUCACAGUGGGUUGCAACUCAUUAACAAAGCCAAAAACGGUAACCACUGUUUACUGCUUGUAGAAAAACAAAGAAACGGGUCUGUCUGGGUCAUUCGCCC
Messenger RNA from Orbicella faveolata, 3255 nucleotides. Its product is annotated as neuropeptide FF receptor 2-like. Gene Ontology annotation, molecular function: G protein-coupled receptor activity. The record is from RefSeq and is a predicted model, not a curated record. Gene Ontology annotation, biological process: G protein-coupled receptor signaling pathway. NCBI's taxonomy places the organism in Eukaryota, Metazoa, Cnidaria, Anthozoa, Scleractinia, Merulinidae. Gene Ontology annotation, cellular component: plasma membrane.